GUCGAACUUCCGGGUUGGUUCCUGAUUCGUGUUUCGCCGGAAAUUUUGGUCGGUUUUGGACAAGUUUUCAUCGGUUUUCUCCUGAUUUAAGAACUCUAAGUCUUCAAAAAUGAGGCGAGCUGCAGCUGGUGAGGGCUAUGGCCAGGCCACCCAUCAGAUGUAUGAAGAUGAGAAUGAACAGUUGGUGGAUGGACUCAAGGACAAAGUCUCUGCCCUGAAAUCGUUGUCCAUUGAUAUUGGAAACGAGGUUCGAGAACAAAACAAGAUGCUGAAUUUGAUGGACAGUGACUUUGACUCAUCAGGAGGUCUCCUUGGUGCCACGAUGGGCCGACUCCAGAGGAUGGCACGGGCGGGGCACAACAAGAUCUGGCUCUAUAUGUUCUUCUUUGUGCUGUUUGUUUUCUUUGUCACAUACAUGAUUCUCAAGUUUCAGAGAUGAAAACUCUUUUACCAACAUCUCAAAACAAAUUUUCUCAUAGUAGUGACUUUUACAGAAAAGUAAUAUACAGUGUUUGUGAUUGCAAAAUGUACAGUGUAAUAUGUAUAAUGUCCAUAUGCCAUUAUAUGUAAUGUUAACAUCAUAAAUGGAAUGUAAACUCAAUAGAAAAUUAUACUCAAAUUUGAGAUGCAUAUGAAACAUUACGUCAAAGUUGUCAGAUAUCAUAAAGUGUACAUGUACAUGCCAAAUUUCAACCUCAGAAUUUGGAAAACUUUUGAAUUAUUGUACAAAUGUGAAGAAAUUUAUAAGGAAAACUAUAAGAUAUGGAGCAUGUGAUAUUUGGAAGUAAAAUUAAAGAAGUAUUGUGCCUUAUAUUGUGCAAAUAUAUUGGUAAGAUAUAUGGUCAUGAACAGGUCAAGAUUUUCUAGCCUGGUUAUGGCAUUGGUCCCUUGGAUUUCAUAUGAAUGUUGCUCUCACACAUCAAAUGAAGGUGUUCUCUUCAGUUCCAAGGUGAUAUAGUUGUCAUGGUGAUAUGGUUGUAGGACAGAUGUGUAGAAGACUACUUAAGACCAUACCAAUUUAAUUUUGAAAGAGCUUUAUAUCUCUUUCAUCCCUUAGCUCUAAGAGAUAUAAAGCUCGCAGGGGGAGACAUUGUAUCAACCUACUCAGCUUACUGAAGGGAGACCUGAAGUGCAGAGGGCUAGGCCCUACCACAACA
Molecule: messenger RNA, 1157 nt
Organism: Branchiostoma belcheri (Belcher's lancelet)
Lineage: Eukaryota; Metazoa; Chordata; Leptocardii; Amphioxiformes; Branchiostomatidae
Product: BET1 homolog
Exons: 4
Coding region: 110-439 (109 amino acids)
Biological process (GO): endoplasmic reticulum to Golgi vesicle-mediated transport; vesicle fusion with Golgi apparatus
Cellular component (GO): Golgi trans cisterna; SNARE complex
Molecular function (GO): SNAP receptor activity
Source: RefSeq, a predicted model, not a curated record